Molecule: messenger RNA, 6305 nt
Organism: Galleria mellonella (greater wax moth)
Lineage: Eukaryota; Metazoa; Arthropoda; Insecta; Lepidoptera; Pyralidae
Gene: GABA-B-R2
Product: gamma-aminobutyric acid type B receptor subunit 2
Biological process (GO): G protein-coupled receptor signaling pathway; gamma-aminobutyric acid signaling pathway
Cellular component (GO): membrane; G protein-coupled receptor heterodimeric complex
Molecular function (GO): G protein-coupled GABA receptor activity
Source: RefSeq, a predicted model, not a curated record
UAAUUUUGCUUGUUUGCUCACACUUUUCUGCUGCAAAACAUCUCAAAACUUUUUACUGUACAAUCGGUCUUCUACUUUCAAUCGUCUACUUACGGUUGAAAAUUGUUCAUGAAAUACUUUGUAUAAAGUUCUUUGAUACAUAAAACGAAAUUGUUUCUGGGGCCAUCACGUGUACAAAUAUGUGUCUUAUCGUUGUACCAAUAAAGUCUGCUUUGGCCUUUAAAUAAGAAAUAGAUGGCAGUUCUGAGGUUGAAGGCGCUCUGAAAGCCUGGAUUCAGUUUCAGCUUCAGCAGAAAUGUGCUUCGGAUGUGAUUUGACUGGAUCUAGGCGGGUUUUAAAAGGGGAAAAGACUGUUCUAAUGCAUUGAUAGUGCAAUAUGUUUAAUUGUUAGGUUGUUUGUUUGUUGAAAUGUAAAAACGUGUGAGAAAGGUUGUGAGGCGACUGAAGAUUCUUAAAAUAGCACAUGGCUUUCGUAAUGUGUAACUGUGUGAAAUUCUACUUGUCAGGAGAAUCCACCAUGUUGGUAAUGUUCCUGGCACUGCUGAGCUUCAGCCAGGGUCUGCCGCAGAAGCCGAACCUCGACGCGAUCCUGAAUCGGAGAACUGACGUGUAUAUAGCUGGCUUCUUUCCAUUCGGCAAGGGCGUGGAGAACUCUAACACUGGUCGAGGUGUGAUGCCGAGCGUGAAACUGGCGCUGGACCACGUCAACGAGCACGACUCCGUGCUCAGGAACUACCGGCUGCACAUGUGGUGGAACGACACUGAGUGCAACGCGGCGGUGGGCGUGAAGUCAUUCUUCGACAUGAUGCACAGCGGGCCACACAAGCUGAUGCUGUUCGGGGCGGCCUGUACUCACGUCACUGAUCCCAUCGCGAAGGCCUCCAAACACUGGCAUCUUACACAGCUCUCAUACGCGGAUACCCACCCGAUGUUCACAAAAGAGGCCUUCCCAAACUUUUUCCGCAUCGUACCUUCGGAAAAUGCGUUCAAUGUGCCGAGGAUCCGGUUGCUGCAGCAUUUCAACUGGACAAGAGUUGGAACCAUUUACCAGAAUGAGCCCAGAUAUGCCUUGGCUCACAAUAGACUGCUCGCGGAUUUGGACAGCAAUGGAUUCCUAAUAGAAGAAACACAGAGCUUCGCAACAGAAGUGAGGACUGCGCUCUCUAAAUUGAAAGAGAAAGAUGUGAGAAUUAUCUUGGGCAACUUUAAUGAAACAUGGGCAGUUAAGAUCUUUUGCGAGGCUUACAAGUUAGAGAUGUACGGCAGAGCAUACACUUGGUUACUACUUGGAACAUACAGCAACAAGUGGUGGAUGAGGCGGGCUCCUUGUUCUAAACGAGACCUGACCACUGCACUAGACACGACCAUACUCACCGACUUGCUACCACUGUCCACCACGGGGGAGACAACUGUGUCUGGGAUAUCCGCAAAAGAUUAUCAAGUGGAGUACGACAGAAGACGGGGAAUUGAGUAUUCUCGAUUUCACGGAUAUACUUAUGAUGGUAUUUGGGCAAUGGCGCUUGCGAUACAGACAGUGGCACAACGAGUGAAGCUCAGGUACAAGGAGAAGACGGUGCAGGACUUCAAGUACAGGGACAAAGAAUGGGAGCAGCUGUUUCUCGACGCACUCAGCAACGUGACCUUUGAAGGAGUCACGGGCCCAGUGCGGUUCUACGACAACGAGCGAAAAGCCUCAAUCUUGCUGAAGCAAUUUCAAGGCGAUGAGGUAGGGGAGGUGAAGGUGGGGGAGUACUGUGCCGAAAGGGAUCACCUCGAUCUCGGUAGCUGGGAGCCGUUUAAAUGGAUUGGGAAGAAUCCACCUAAAGAUCGCACUCUACGGUUAAUAGAGCACACGCAAGUGAAUAUCACCAUCUAUUCGGUGCUGGUCUCGUGCUCCAUCCUGGGCAUACUGCUUGCUACUGGUUUUCUUGCUAUGAACAUACAUUACAGGAAUCAGAGGUAUAUAAAAAUGUCGUCACCGCAUUUGAACAAUCUGAUCAUCGUGGGUUGUAUGCUUACAUACCUGAGCGUGAUCUUCCUCGGCCUGGACUCCAGUCUCAGCAGUAUAGCUGCGUUUCCAUACAUCUGCACUGCUAGAGCCUGGCUGCUGAUGGCCGGCUUCAGCCUCGCGUUCGGUGCCAUGUUCUCCAAAACUUGGCGUGUACAUUCCAUCUUUACUGACGUCAAGCUAAAUAAGAAGGUGAUAAAAGAUUAUCAGCUCUUCAUGGUGGUUGGAGUACUGCUCUGUGUAGAUUUGGCGAUCAUGACCACUUGGCAGAUCUCCGAUCCGUUUUACAGAGCCACGAAACAAAUGGAACCUUAUCCCCAUCCGUCGAGUGAGGACAUAGUAAUAGUGCAAGAGAACGAGUACUGCCAGUCAGAGCGGAUGACUAUAUUCAUCGGCAUCAUUUACGCAUACAAAGGUCUCCUUUUGGUGUUCGGAGCAUUUCUCGCGUGGGAGACCCGCCACGUGUCUAUACCGGCGUUGAACGACUCGAAGCACAUAGGCCUCUCGGUCUACAACGUCCUCAUCAUGUGCAUCAUGGGCGCUGCUAUAGCACUCGUGCUGUCUGACCAUAAAGACGCGCUGUUCGUCCUGAUCGCCAUUUUCAUCAUAUUUUGCACGACAGCAACCCUGUGUUUGGUGUUUGUUCCUAAACUGCUGGAGCUGCGCCGCAACGGGCAGCCGGGCGCGGCGCCGGCGCGCAUCCGCGCCACGCUGCGGCCCGCGUCCACGCACGAGUGCCGCUCGCCCGGGCCCGAGCUGGAGCGCCGCCUGCGCGAGCUGCGCCAGUACAACAACCGCUACCGCCGCACGCUGCAGGCCAAGGAGAACGAGCUGCAGGUGCCGCCACCGCCCUGUCAAACAAGCGACAUAACAUCGGUGUGCAGUCUAAGUGCCUCCGCCGGUGCCGAAGCAGAAUACAUCAAUUUACAAAAUCAGCAGUCUGCGGAGAAAAUAAAACCAUCAGCGCCACCGGAGCCAAUCAAGGAGGUUCCGUCAAAGGAAUCCAAAAAAGAGCAGACGAAGAAUGUCUCUUUUAAGAAUCACCUUGACUAUACUAGCCCUCCAGCUUCGAAAGCAGUCCCUGAAAAGGAUCAACUUGCGAAACUGCCAUAUGGCUGGACUGCUGAGGAGCCCUCAGAACCGACGCCUAAAGCAGUAGCAAAGGUGCAACCAGAACCAGCAAAAGCUGAAGCGAAAACCAUAACAGCAUUGAAGCUUAGUGACACUCCCACCGCUAAAUCAGUGCCCGCCAAGAUACAAGAGCCGAUGUAUACGAAAGCGGCUACACCAAAGAUUAAUAAGACACCAGAGCUUCAAAAAAAGGUUGUGAAGAGCCAGGAAUCUAUAUCGACAAAGACUACACCGUCUCGAGACCACAAGGUGCAGUCACGCGGCCAUCGCCGUAUGUCCAGCCUGAGCCAAGGAGCGCUACUCACUGAUUUGAUGCACGUCUCCGUAGACCAAGAUGAUAUUGAACCACCUCCAGGGAUGGAGAGAAAAGUUAUAGGACAAGAAAGAGAUCCACCACCGUCGAAGUCGAAACAAGAACCAGAAGACAUAUUAGACAUAGAUCACGAUUAUUCAUCAAUGGAGAGAAGAAAAGCAUGUCAAAGACGAGAUUCGGAGAAAAGAAAAAAAGAGAACUUUAUAGUGGUGCAGAGCGAUCUUUGGGACACCAAUACUUUCCAGUACACUUGUCAGAAAUCACCACCUGGUCACCACCAUUCUCCAAUGCAACGAAGUGUGUCCGAAAAAAGUCGACAGCAGUCGUCUCCUCAUCACCAGAGAGAUCCAGAUACUAAGAGCAUAGAGAGAAGAGCAUCAAAUGCCUCUAUAAAUUAUGCUGGUACAACAAGAGGAGGUACUCCUGAGGGUUAUCGGGAGGCGGAAACAUUAAGAAUGACUGAUCGGCUGUCUAAGCAGCGGCGAGGAUCAGAGUUCCCUCAGCCUGUGAGCACACCGCCGCAUCAGAACCAAACUAAAAGAAGACAAUCGUCCGCUCAGGUGCGACCAAUGCAAGAAACAGAACACGAUAGGGUAACGGAAAAACCUGAACAGAAACCUCGAAGACAUGACGACAUACCUCGGAAACCUGUUCAAGAGGUUCAGCAAGAAGAGUCCUGGAGACCAGAUCCUGAUACGAUCAGAGUGUCAAAGGGCCAAGACUCGCCAGCCAAAAGGUUACGUCAAGAAGCGGAACCCCUUAAAAGGGCGAAGGGUGUCGGUGAUUCGCCGCGUUUGACGCAAGCAUCUCACCAACCGAGGCCUGACCAUCACAAGAGCAGUCCUAACGUAGCUUCUAGACAUAAAUCAGGUUCACCAAACAAGCGAGAGGACCGCAAAUCAGCGACAUACAGCCGCAGCGAUUCCAAGCGGCAGGAAUCCGUGGAGCAGCGCAAGAUGUACACCGCCAGUUCAGAGUCGGAACUAUUCGAGUGCGCCAUCUUACCCAUCUUCCAUAAACUUCUAACGGAGAGGCACAAGAGUCAGCCGCACGGUUUGAAUCUCAGCUACGGUGUCAGCUGUCCCAAUAUAUCGAUUAAGUGCGAUAUAGUUGAGUAUUUGUAAGGUUUUAGGUCAAUUUCCUUGAAUCGAACUUGGUCUAAACAAUUUUGAAGCCUUUAUUAGGAUUGUUAUACCUAUUUGAUACUUUUCUGACCAUCAUACGAAUGAUUAAUAUCCUGGUAUUCGUUAUAAUUGCCUGGAAUUACUAGAGUCCGGCUACAUACAUGGCUUGAGAAUGUGACAGCGUGAAAAAUAUUACCAGGAGGUUGAUAGAUGCAAGCAUGGAUAAUUUUUCGCGAAAUAUGCGGGAAAUCUAUGUUCAGCAUUUGAUAAGGACUAGGUUGAAAUGAUGAUGGUACAUAGUCAGAAUACCAGAACCUUCUUAGGUUUCUUUAUCGCGGCCUAUGUACAAUAUUUAUUGAUAAUAUUUCCAACUAAGAUGUUGAUUUCUUACAUAUAACGUUCCUAAAAAUAAAUUUUAUCUUUUCAUCCUUCAAUGAAUACUUAUUUUGAAUAUUAUAUGGCGGAAAAAUAAAUUAUAUUUCUUCACAAUAUUAAUUUUAGUUAAAAGGAAAUAGCACUAUUUUACAAUCGUCGGUCAUCAGGAAUUUAAGGAAUAUUAGAUUUUAAGAUAGAAAAAGGUGUAAAUGUAAUAAUAGAUAAUUAUACGAAGUUAAGAAAAUUGUUAGAGAACAAAUUAUGAAUGUUUUUAAAGUUAGCUGUAACGUUUUCAACGACAAGUUCGCUCACGGGUCUCUUAAUGUAAAAACGUAUGUAUAAAGUGGUCAACUAUUUCAAUUGUUACUUAAUUAAAACAUCGAAUUUGUAUAGUGAAAUUAAUAAUUAUUAUGGUGAACUAACGGACUACAUUUCGGAAAACUUAAGCGAAUGGUAGUGGUAGAUUUUAGAAUGGACUUUUAUGUGUUGCAAUUAAAAAUGUUAGAUAGGUAGGUAAUAUAAUAAAUGGGACUUGUCCUAACAGAUUUCCAACAACAUGUUUUUUCCGUAAAUUAAUAAUUUUCGAGAAAAAAUACUUGAGAACAUGAUUUUAAAUGAAUGGUAACUAUAUAAAUGAAAUCAAUAUAAUUAAAACUUACAAACAUUUGUCAAAUAAAUAAAAUGACACAGAACUGGCAAGAAUAACGUAAAUGUAUUAGGAGGGCUGAUCUCAAAUAGGGAAGUAGCCAAAAAAAUGAUUUGAGCACAAAAUAGAUAUGACAUAAAAUAUCAAUAUCCAAAUCGAGUCAAGUUGUAUGGGAAGUUUUAAGUUUUUUUAUUAUUAUUUUUUGACCUAUGUUUAUACAGCAAAAAUGUCCAGUGUCACUGGACGAAUACUCCUUUAAAAGAAAUCCAAUGAUUCUGAUUUCACCUGUAUACAAAAAUGAAACUUGUUCUUAAUUUUUCCGAAGUGUAGUGUUUGUUCUACAAUUUAAAUUGUCCUGAACGAAACUUGUAUCGUGCACGAGAAGUUUUAGUCUGACGCACGUGUUGCAUUUGUUACAUUGUUACUUAAUUAUUGUAGGUGUUUUCAAGUAUUUUGUCAAUUCAAAUUAAUUGCUGACACAUCAUAUCCUACGAUAGAUUCCAGUGGUUGAAUAUAAUUGUCUGAUAUAUUUAUUUAACUUUGAUGACGACAUGAUAGAUAGCUACCUCUAAUUGAUGAUGAUUUCGAAAUUUCAUUCCAACCUAGAUUGAAUUACUAGAAACAGAAUUUCUAGGGACCAGUAACACGAAUAAAAUAUUUGUUUGAGUGAAACUUUGUUCGCAGUAAUCCAUGAGGUCCGUUUCUCAA